Molecule: messenger RNA, 684 nt
Organism: Penicillium odoratum
Lineage: Eukaryota; Fungi; Ascomycota; Eurotiomycetes; Eurotiales; Aspergillaceae
Product: spindle checkpoint protein MAD2
Exons: 8
Coding region: 1-684 (227 amino acids)
Biological process (GO): mitotic spindle assembly checkpoint signaling
Cellular component (GO): kinetochore; cytoplasm; nucleoplasm
Source: RefSeq, a predicted model, not a curated record
AUGCCUGAAGCUAAAGAUAAGUCAAAGGUGCACAAGCUAGUUAUCAAGGGGUCGGCGAAGCUUAUGGCUGAAUUCUUUGAGUACUCGAUUAAUUCGAUCUUAUUCCAACGCGCUGUUUACCCUCCCGAUGAUUUCAUAACCGUGAAGAAAUAUGGCCUCAACAUGCUCGUAUCCGCGGACGACCAGGUGAAGGCAUACAUUAAGAAGAUUAUGUCACAACUGAACAAAUGGAUGGCUGGUGGAAAGAUCUCAAAGCUCGUGGUUGUUAUCACUGACCGGGACACUGGAGAGCAUGUGGAACGAUGGCAGUUUGACAUUGAGGUCUUUGGUAAAUCAUCAAAGAGCAAGACCGCUGGAAAAGUGGGUGACAAGGAGAAUGCAGCUCCCGGUGCUGCUGGAGCCCCGAAUCCCGAGCCUAUUGUUGAGAAGACCGAGAAGGAGAUUCAAGAUGAGAUCCAGGCUAUCUUCCGCCAGAUCACAGCUUCUGUUACCUUCCUUCCUGUCCUUGAUGGAGACUGCACAUUCAAUGUUCUGGUUUAUGCCGACGCUGAUUCCGAUGUUCCCGUGGAGUGGGGUGACAGUGAUGCGAAGGAAAUCAAGAACGCAGAGAAGGUUCAACUUCGUAGCUUCAGUACCAAUAACCACAGAGUGGGUACCUUGGUCAGCUACCGGAUGGCAGAUUAA